CGUUGUGGAGAUUCGAAUUUUCGUUUUACUAUUUUGUCGUUGUUCUAUUCAUGUAUCAUCAGCUCUUUUGGUGACCUUUGACCGUAUUUUGGUGCUCUGUAUUCGUGUAAGCUGUGAAGACCAAGACCUGAACAUCCGAUCACUUCAGGGAAGAUGGCGCGUUCGCGCUCAUCGUCGGCAAGAAGGAGGCGCAGGCACUCUGCAUCAUCGUCAUCAACGUCGCAUGGGAAGAAGCGUGCAAAACGAGGGAGAUCAAGGUCACCUCGGGAGAGAAGGCACAGGACUAGAUCUCCAUCGCCAAGACAAAGAAAGACGGAGUCGGAAUCACCAAGGACAUUCGUACGAACACCAUGGGAGCAGAGGCGAAACGAUUUUCCCCCUCCAGGAAACAGAGCUUGGUUUACAGCGGACCUGAGGGAGGAAAUCUUCGCGUUGAGACGUGAAGUGGAGAAAUUGAAGAAGACCAUCGAGCAACUUAUCUCGAAGGGAUCAGACAACAAGAAACUGUCCCCGGGUGGAGGUACUGGAGCCAUCGAGCACACCGCAGAGAAGGAGGCUGGACCAAGCGAGCCGGUGAAAACUGCAUCGCCAGUCACGGCAGCCGAACUCAAGACAUGGAUAGAUAAAGCCUUGGAAUCGACUCUUCCAAAGAAGAAAGUGACAGAGGCGGGCAAGGUAGCGAUCACAGAAGGCAGGACCGACACUAGGAAGCAAGCCGCCACAAAAGAAGGGAAUGUGGAGAAGAUGGUGUCUGAGGUUCGCAGAGACGUGAACGAGAUCAAGCUCAUGAAGUACGAUCUCGUGGUAGUGAAGGGCACCCUGAAGAAGAUUAACAAGCCUACCAGGACACUGACCCCGCACGUGUCAUCAUCAGUGAACCCGAGACUGUACAAAGGAUCGAUGAUGAUUGGCGGGCCGUCCUCAGUGCAUGUCAGUCGAAGCGAGCCGAGUCGGUCGUUUCCCCCACAUCCGAAGAGAGGCCGCACGAAGAUCAAACGACAGAUAAGAGCAAGUAAAACCAAGCGAAGCAUCGACUUCGGUUUCGAACCACUAACUGACUAUCAGCUAUUGCGACUGCACACUACAUAUCUGAAGGCGCUAUGCAAGAUCCACGAUAUCAAGUACUUCGACAAACCGCAAGCCAUUUCUGACCUUAGGCGAAUUCCUGGACUCAUCACGUACGAAGGGAGAGAUUUCGUACAUGACUCAGAAUUCGAGACACAGAUCGAGCCAGAAGACAUCAAGGAAGAAGCCUCAAGCUAUGAGGAUGACGACGACUCGGAUUGGAGUGAUUCAACCGAUGAUGAGUCAACAUCCACGUCAUCAAGCGACCAAAAGAUAUCGGGAAGGUAGAGGGGCCAGACCCAUCGGGGUGUCUCACCAAGGGACAAAAGUGGGAACAGAUACACCGUAUAGCAUCAUCUGUUGAGUUAUUGGUGAACAGAGGGAGAAUAAAGGACUGUUCAGAGU
Chara braunii is the source of this 1470-nucleotide messenger RNA. The record is from the annotation of a GenBank genome assembly. NCBI's taxonomy places the organism in Eukaryota, Viridiplantae, Streptophyta, Charophyceae, Charales, Characeae.